Molecule: messenger RNA, 872 nt
Organism: Humulus lupulus (European hop)
Lineage: Eukaryota; Viridiplantae; Streptophyta; Magnoliopsida; Rosales; Cannabaceae
Exons: 3
Coding region: 27-872 (281 amino acids)
Source: RefSeq, a predicted model, not a curated record
AGCUGUAUUAUGAGCACAACUACGAAAUGGCCUCAAUUUGCUUUGAAAAAUCUUGUGACAUAUAUUGGGAAAGAAAAUCUAAAGCUGUUGGCCUUAAAGUUAUGGCUGAUCGUAUCUGUUCUUCCAAUUCUCAAGAAGCUAAUUCUCUCCUUAGGAAAGCUGCUGAGAUAAUCAUAGAUAUAGGCGAAGCUGAUUCUGCUGCUAGAUGUUUUUGUGAUUUGGGGGAGUAUGAAACCGCAGGUAGUGUAUAUUUGAAAAGUUGUGGCGAGUCUGAGCUACAAAGAGCUGGAGAAUGCUUCACUCUUGCAGGUUGCUAUGAGCGUGCAGCUGAUGCCUAUGCUAGAGGAAAUUUUUUCUCCAAGUGUCUAAAUAUAUGCACCAAAGGGAAGUUAUUUAGCAUGGGUUUGACGUACAUAGAGCACUGGAAACAACAUGCUAAGAAAGAGGGUGAUAUAAACACUAAGGCUGAAGAGAUAGAAAAAAUUGAACAGGAGCUUUGGAAGGGAUAUGCUCUCAAUUGCUAUGAGCUCAAAGAUACUAAAUCCAUGAUGAAUUGUCUCAAAUCAUUGAAAUCAAUGGAUUUAGUUCGUAACUUUUUGAGGCCAUUAGGUUGCUUUGAUGAACUUAUGUUGUUGGAAGAACAAUCAGGAAAUUUUAUGGAGGCUGCAGAAAUUGCAAAGCUGAAAGGAGAUGUACUUUCUGUAAUAGAUCUUCUUGAGAAGGCUGAGAAGUAUAAAGAAGCAGCAACUCUUAUUAUUUUCUAUGUUCUUGCCAACUCACUCUGGUCAUCUAGUAAAAAGGGCUGGUUUGCCCGUUGGUCUCUGGUUGGUCGAACUAAGGUUACCCUAGGAAAUUCGUACUUCUUGAGAUAG